UACUUUUUGAAGUGAUAAAGUAAAGAUUAGUUGUUUUACUGGUUUGUAGCAAAAAGUACUGCCAUGGCAUGCCCAUGGAACACAUCCUCGGAUAGCCAUUACCUUGUCAAACAAGGAAUUGAAUUUCCUGGAUGUGACAAGCUUGGGACCAGAGGAACAGCAACGGGUCAAUGAUAUACUAUUUGGGCAACGAUGCCAAAUUAUUGGAAAAGUUGAGUUUCCAUGGGGAAAUACAGAUCCAAAUAGAUAUGAGAGAGGUGAUGAGGGAGUACAGAGCUCGCCCAGUGACUCUGCUCAGUCUGUCCCCUCCCUACCCCCAGCAGACAGACAGACAGAGCAAACAAUGAGCAGCAUCAUGUUCAGCUACGGUAAAAAGUCAGAGGUAGAAAACUUGUACACCAGCAAUUCAAAAGCAAAAGAACAGAGUGCUGACAGAUACGCAGGUAAACCAUAUGAAAGAAGAAAUAAAAAGCGAAGACCCCCGGAUUACUAUCAGAAAUACGAUGAAGCAGCUCAAACGAAAACUUCUUUAGUUACUGAUCAACCCGAGGAGAAUCGUCCGCUAAUGUGGCAUGAGGAGGUGGAACAGUCCCUCCCAUUACCAGACACUCUCGUGGACAGUGCACCCUCUGUUGGAGGUAAAACUCCACACAUUCAAAUAAACCAGACAGAGGCUGGGUCUCAGGGCCACCGUAAUUAUAGUGCUCACACAGACAGGUAUCCACAGCAUCAGAACUUCAGUGCUAACUUCCAUGGGAAUGUUUCUGUUGACCAGUUGAUUUCAAAACAGCCAGAAUUCAUUCCAUCUGCCAGGACUUCGGAGAAGACACAUAAUAAUCCAAGCAAUAUCCCUCAUUGGCAGCAACCUACACAAAAGCCAGGAAAUGUGUAUGACUCUUCUAUGAAACAAUGUUCACAGUUCAAUGUACCUGUGUCGAAUCAUAACACAGUUUCUUUUCAGAACAUGCCCUCUUCUAUGCAUUAUAGUGGUACUUGUGAAGACAGUGCUAUCCUUGCGCAGUCAGCUUCCAUGAAACCACAGGAAAGCAGAGACACCUCUGACAACGUCCAUUCUGUAACUGAAUCACAAAACUUUAACAAAUUGCCUGAUCACUUUUCUGUGAUGUCCUUACAGAAGCCAUUGAAAAAUGUGACUGAAGUGGUUUCUGAUAACAGUAGCUCAUCUCAUCCAGGAUCUAAGGAAAGUUUGUCUGUGAAUCCAGAAUCUAUCAGUGAUUCCUUAUCAUUUGUCCCUACAGUUUCUAGUCAGAAAUUAAGUGACCCUGUGUUAAAUGAAGAUAUUGAAUUUAUGGGUCCAUCUCUUGCUAUGGAUAAUGAUUCUCAACGCUCAGACCUGGACCCAGAUCAGUACCCAGUUCUGAGCAAGAUGAGUGGAGCCUCUUCAGAAGAGACACCCAAAGACUCUUCCCAGGGUCCCACUUUGCCCAGUACCUCACCACAAAGUGUUCCUGAAGAAGCUGCCAAACCAAAGUCAGCAUCCUGGGCAGGCCUAUUUAGUAACAUUGAUCCUGCAAAGCAGGGAUACGUAGUGACAACAUGGGCCCCCACCCCCUCCAACCACACCUCAAAACCACAGGAGUCAUCCCAGACAGAACCAAGGGUGCUGUCUGCACCUGUCGAUGUAUCUGAAGAUCCACUGGCAAAAUCAUUUGGAGACUCACUGUCUCGAAUGAAGAUCAGUCAUGUUCCAAUAGGACUGCAACCCAGAGGUUUGAUGAAUCGUGGCAACUGGUGCUAUAUUAAUGCUACAUUACAAGCUCUGGUUUCAUGUCCACCAUUUUACAAUAUGAUGAAAAAAUUCCCCGUCAAUGCCCCAGCAAGGAAGGGGAAAAGCAGCACACCCAUAAUGGACAGUCUAGUGCAGUUUGUUCAUGAAUUCCAUCCUUGUGCCCGCCCAACAGAAAGAGGUAGAAAGACAUUAACAGAGUUGGUGCCUGGAGCUGCCUUUGAACCUGUCAAUGUGUAUAACAUGCUACAGGUCAUAGAGGAGAACAAGUCUUUUAAGCUUGGAAAACAGGAAGAUGCAGAAGAAUUCUUGAGUUAUAUAUUAGAUGGACUACAUGAAGAAAUGACAACACUCAUCAAGUUUGCUAAUGGUACACCCACAGGUCCCGAUGCAGUCAAUGGCCUGACAACUGAUGAUGUGUCAUUGGAUGAGAGCUCGGAGGAUGUGGACCCCGACUCGUGGGAACAAGUUGGACCUAAAAAGAAGAGUGUUCUUACUCGACGUGCAAAUUUUGAGAAGACGCCGCUAGCUGAGAUUUUUGUGGGGUACACCAGGUCUGCUUUGUACAAAGCCAACUCUAAAGAUUCAGCCACUCUUCAGCCAUUCUUUACUCUACAGUUAGAUAUUCAGUCUGAUAAAGUUCACUCUGUGAAGGAGGCGAUGGAUGGACUGGUCUCAAGAGAGUCUGUGUCUGGAUUCACCUGCUCCAAAACCAAAGCAGAGGUGGAUGUCGUCCGACAUUUGACCUUGGAAGAGUUACCUCCUGUCCUUAUCCUUCACCUUAAAUUCUUUGUCUAUGAUAAAGAUGGGGGAAGUCAGAAGCUGCUCAAAAACUUUGAAUAUGGCAUUGACCUUGAAAUCACCAAAGAUCUGUUGUCCCCUAAUGUCCGAAGCAAGUAUCAACUACAUCAAAGGUCCUACAAGCUUUUUGCAGUGGUAUACCACCAUGGGAAGAAGGCAACCGGGGGCCACUAUACAACCGCUGUUUUUCACCCUGCCAUCAACAACUGGAUCAUUAUUGACGACAGCCUGGUCAAGCAUGUGUCAGUUGGCACUGUGCUGAAGAACAUCCCAGGGCGUGUGCCAUAUCUACUGUACUACCGCCGCAUCGACAUGCACUAAGUGAAGGCACUUGGUCUGCUAUUGUCACUUGACCGUGUACGAUACAUCAUUAUCAUGCUAUUAUAAAACAGAAUGGAAGAUGUUCAUUAUUGAAUUGUAGAAUUAAAACAUAUUGUUGUAUCACAGAUUCUUUUUUAUGAAUCCCAGGAAGUAUUGUUAAAGGCUUCCAAUUAUUUUUGUUAUUUUAUAUGCCGGUAUAAUAUACAAUUUGCUCUCUUGAAAUUUAUUUCGCUUGAUGAGUCAAUCAAUAUGGAAAUUUCUCAAAAGAUGUUGAAAACACUUCAAGGGUUAUGAGCAAAUGCAUAAACAGCAUUAUACAGCACUGAAAUUGGAAGAUGAAUUUUGUAUUCAACAAAAAGAAUGAAAUGUAAAUAGUUCUGCUAUUUUUUGGUUUUGUGCAUUCUUUAUAUUUAUUACUAUUUUAAUUUUGAAUAACAGACCGAUUGCUGUUUUUGAAUGAGAACAGUGGAUUUCCUUCACAUUCCUAUUAUAUAAUGGGAAAUACCUUGUGAUUAUGGCAAUGCAUUAAUCACACUGUUUAUUUGUUUUUCUGAAGUCUUGAUCAAGAACUCAGGUUUCAGAAUUUUGACGAAAUUAAAUUUUCUGAAAUAAAAAUAGCUGGGGUUUUUUUUGCUAUCUUAGAGAAAUAUGAAAAUAAUUAAAAAUAUUUGUUGGCAAUGCUCAUUGUUUGGUGCAUUAUUACAUGUACUAUGAUUUGACUUGGGUCAAGAUAUAUAGACAGUAAGUCAUGAAAUACAUUAUGCACUGUGUCUUUAUUUCUGAUAAAAUAAUGUUGGACAUUUUGAAUGAAAAAUGUUAUUUAUGAAGGCUUAUGAAAUUAAAAUGUAUAAUUAUUAAUAAGUGUUUAUGG
Magallana angulata is the source of this 3740-nucleotide messenger RNA. RefSeq names its product ubiquitin carboxyl-terminal hydrolase 10-like. Gene Ontology annotation, biological process: protein deubiquitination; regulation of autophagy; DNA damage response, signal transduction by p53 class mediator. Lineage: Eukaryota; Metazoa; Mollusca; Bivalvia; Ostreida; Ostreidae. The transcript is spliced from 15 exons. Gene Ontology annotation, cellular component: nucleus; cytosol. The coding region runs from base 344 to 2869 and encodes 841 amino acids. Gene Ontology annotation, molecular function: cysteine-type deubiquitinase activity; cysteine-type endopeptidase activity. The record is from RefSeq and is a predicted model, not a curated record.